Asparagus officinalis (garden asparagus) is the source of this 834-nucleotide messenger RNA. RefSeq lists its product as uncharacterized. The transcript has a single exon. Lineage: Eukaryota; Viridiplantae; Streptophyta; Magnoliopsida; Asparagales; Asparagaceae. The record is from RefSeq and is a predicted model, not a curated record. Bases 67 to 468 code for a protein of 133 amino acids.
UCAGCUCCACACAAGCAUCACAAGCAAAUCUAUCUUUCCAUUUAUUUGCAAUUCCCAUCUCUACCAAUGGCACACUCUUCUCUCGUCAAACUCUCCCUCUGUCUGCUGGUACUGCUAUCACUGUUCGUUCAGUCAACAGUCGGAGGGCGCCCAGUCCCUGCGUCCAACGACAAGAAGGAAACAGAGUGUGAGGGACGGGACGGAAUUAACCUUCUCGGAGGAGCUGUUCGUAUCGGAGGAGGAGGUGUUCGUAUCGGAGGUUUACCUUCGAUUGGGACUGGGAAUGGUGGUGGUGGUACCGGUGCUCUUACUCGUGCAGGCUUCGGCAGUGGCAGCAUUGGUGAUUUGGAUCACAGUGCCCCUGCUGCUGCCCGUCCUCGGUACCUUCCUGGUAACGAUGACACUUUUGUUCCUAACCCGGGUUAUGAAGUUCCUAAUCCUUUCCGUGGUUCAUCCCCUAAUCCUUGAAAUUGAAUUAAGCACUGCAACACUCAAAACUUUUUUAGUUAUAUUGUGAUGUAUGUUAUUAUCAUCAUCUAGCUAGUCUGCUUACUUUCAACAAAAACAAAAUAAUAAUAUUAUCAACAAUAAUAAUGUUGGGUGGUGUUGCUCUCUCUCAACGACCUAAGGGAUUGGUAUACGCUCAGCUCAGUUCGGCCGAAGGAACCACGAGUUGGUUCCUGGUUAUCUUCUGGAAUUUGUCACGGUGUCAGUCAGCUACAUUCUCGUACAUGAAGUCAAAUGGAAGUGUGUUUAUGUAUUUUGUAACUAGUUUCAAUGAAUUGUUAUCGCAUGAGAAAUUUAUGUGGAUAAUUACUAUGUUGCUUUUUCUCA